AUGUCGAUUCUGAGUCCCAGUGUCAGAUCUCUGCCACAUUUGUUUUACUUUGUGCCUGUGCCAAUGAGCUGGUCGGAUGCACAAACAUACUGCAGACAACAUUACACUGAUCUGGUCACCAUUAAUGAACUGACGGAUGUUGCUGAUGUGUUAAAAACUGUACCCAAAGAUACAGGAGGAAAUAUAUGGAUUGGACUGUAUCGGACAUCUGGUUCUGCUCCCUGGAUCUGGUCAGAUCAGAGCAACUCCACAUAUAGAUCGUGGGGUCCCGGACAGCCAAACAAUUAUGGUGGCCAACAGUUCUGUACGGCAACUACCAUUUCUGGAUCCUGGAACGAUAUUGAAUGUGCAGCUAAAUUCACAUCUAUCUGCUACAGUGUGAGGAAGAGACAGAUUGUGAGAGUGGAGGUGAAAUCAAGUCAAACUGUAAAUGGUCUUGAUGUGAAUGCAAAGGUUUUAGAGACGAUAAAGCAGAAAUUGAAGGAGGUCGGUAUGGCAGAAGAUGCUACAGUGUCGUGGAACAUGUCUGGUGAAGAUGUUUUUCACAGGAUGUGGUAUCAGAAGAAUGAAGUUUCUAAGAAGCUGUGCCAGAAAAACAAUAACUGA
Xyrauchen texanus (razorback sucker) is the source of this 606-nucleotide messenger RNA. RefSeq names its product C-type lectin BfL-2-like. The transcript has 4 exons. The coding region runs from base 1 to 606 and encodes 201 amino acids. NCBI's taxonomy places the organism in Eukaryota, Metazoa, Chordata, Actinopteri, Cypriniformes, Catostomidae. The record is from RefSeq and is a predicted model, not a curated record.